Desarmillaria tabescens is the source of this 1068-nucleotide messenger RNA. RefSeq lists its product as uncharacterized. The coding region runs from base 1 to 1068 and encodes 355 amino acids. Gene Ontology annotation, molecular function: oxidoreductase activity. The record is from RefSeq and is a predicted model, not a curated record. Lineage: Eukaryota; Fungi; Basidiomycota; Agaricomycetes; Agaricales; Physalacriaceae. The transcript is spliced from 5 exons.
AUGCCUGCGAAGAUCCCAGCAACGACACAAUCAUACUACUUCCCGACCCGAGGGUCAUACACCAACCUCGUCUUGCGCACCGUACCUCUGCCGCCCCCCAAGUCCAAGCAUGUCCUGGUGAAAAUCCAUGCCGUGUCUCUGCAGUACCGUGACCUAAUGGUAGCCAUGGACCAGUACCCCACAGCUGACUUGAUAGACGAUCUUGUCCCGUGCUCAGAUAUGGCGGGGGAGGUGGUGGCGGUCGGUGAGGAGGUGAAGCGCUGGAAGGUCGGUGAUAGAGUCUGCGCUAGUGGUGCAAUAGAUUUUUUGGAUGGGGAUGUUGAUGAAAAUACGAUGCGUAUGGCGCUUGGCGGCCAGCAGCAUGGGGUAUUGACUGAGUAUAGGGAUUUCCCGGAUCAUUGUUUGGUUGGGAUACCGGAACAUCUGUCUUAUGAGGAGGCGUCGACGAUUCCUUGCGCUGCUUUGACGGCGUAUAAUGCGCUCAUGGGCCCCAGAUCAGUCAAAGCAGGCGAUACGGUCCUCAUCCUUGGAACUGGCGGCGUAUCCAUCUUCGGAUUGCAAUUCGCCGUCGCCUCCGGUGCAACAGUCAUAGCAACAUCUUCCUCCGACGCCAAGCUGGCGGUCACUAAGAAACUAGGCGCCGCACAUACGAUCAACUACAACACCACGCCGGACUGGGACAAGGAAGUCCUGAGGCUGAUGGGUGGGAGGGGCGUUGAUCAUGUUCUUGAGGUUGGGGGACCAGGAACUCUGCUGAAAUCAAUGUCGGCCGUACGCUACGCGGGGUACGUCCAUAUGAUUGGAUUCAUGUCGCACGACACCGCAGGGCUGGGGAUGGUGAACGUCAUUGUGAUGUGUAUCCAGAAAGGUAUCACUCUGCGGGGGAUUCUUGCAGGGUCUGUUGUGCAGCUAGAGGCGAUAGUCCGUCUCUUGCGUGCUCGUCCCGAGUCGACGCGUCCAGUUAUUGACAAAGUGUUCUCGUUCGAGGAGGCUGUAGAUGCGUAUGCGUAUUUGGAGAGUCAGAAGCAUGUGGGGAAGGUUGUUAUUUGGGUUGGGAAUGCUGAGUAG